This is a messenger RNA of Enterobius vermicularis (human pinworm), 1371 nucleotides long. Lineage: Eukaryota; Metazoa; Nematoda; Chromadorea; Rhabditida; Oxyuridae. The record is from the annotation of a GenBank genome assembly.
AUGAGUAUUCUGCUUCAACAUGAAGGAGUUGAAAAAAUUCGUAACGCUAAUCGGACUUAUAUAGCUGCAGUUGGUAUACUACCGGAAGUAUGUAAAAAUGUACACGAUACUCCUUCUGUUAUUGGUGAUCUUUUGGCAGAACUUACUCAGUUCGCUUUGGAUGUAUCAGCAUUUGCUGCCGAUCAUAGCAUUACACUGAAUAUAGGUAUUGACUGUGGUCCGGUACUUUCUGUUGUGACCAGUGCUGAACAACCAAAUUAUGAGAUUUACGGCAAUACAUGUUUACGGGCAUAUGAACUUAUGCGCCGUGCAGACUGUUAUGGUAUCAUGGUUUCGGAAGAGAUAUUUUUAGCCUUACGUCCGCGUGAUUUCAGUUUUGAUCCUCGUCCAUUAAAAAUUUCGCAAGAUUUGACUGCAUACGUGUUUGAUGAUUGCUAUCCGGAAGAGAAUAAUGAAAAUGAAACAAGAGCUGCCACAUUACCUGUGGAACAGACAACGGAUACGCAAAAUGAAAUGAUGGCAUCGAUGAAUUCAUCCUUUUCUUCUGAAGUGUAUUCGGUUGAUGUUGGCGGAAUAGAAACGGAUUCUGAAAUGGAGUGGAUUACACCGGAAAUGUUGCAUUACGAAAGGAAAGAUCAGCCGUCAACAUCGGCAAUGUACUCUUCUGAAGUCAUCUAUAUACCCACUGAGGAUUCAGAGUGUGAUCGCUCAACAACACCAGAAUGGUCGUCUAGAAAACGGCGUUUAAAACGAAGUAGAUACCCUGGUUGGUUGAGCCGUUCAGUGACUUCUGAUACAAGUAGGUCUCGGAUUGAACGUGCUGAAAGGCUGGCUGCUGCCGCAAAUCGAGUUGAUCGUAUGCUUGAGGAAUUAAAUGCUGUUGCGGAUUUGGAUACUGGUUUAGAAUGCCAUCCUUUCCCGACUUCAGCAUUAUCAGCCUCAAGCCGAAGUAUUAGGUCGGUCUUCUCAAAGCGUGAAUUGUCUAGUGCGUGUCAUACGGAGUACGAUAACGCCGAAUCUGAGGGAGUUUUCUCUGAUUCCGAGAUGCUUGACAAUCGAAUAAGACAUCCAAAUAAAAAGCCCUUAAAAAAUAGCGAAAAUCGUAAAAAACGAAGGAGAUUAUGGUCGAAUGUCGACAACGGGAAUGAGGCAGACAUUGACAGCGUCUGUUCUUCACUGAAUUUUUCAUCGAUAUUUAGUAAUCUAAGGUGGAACAGUGUCCACUCAAUUGGGUAUGAUAACGAGUAUGAAAUUGCUUCUAGUGAAGAUCUCAGGGAGUUAGCCAGAAGUCAAAUGGAAGCAUUAAGCCGUGAUAUCAGAAGCAAUUUUGGAGAUUAUCAAUUGGCAACGUUUUCGGAUAAUGAUUUUUGA